CUGGACGAAAUAACUUACCGUGCCGGGGCUUCGCGCUUGUCGCCCCUGAGCUGGCCGAGGGCUCCCGGCGUUUGCUGCGAGCCGCGGCGGGGGAGCACCAGCGUCCUGUGCCGCGCUCACCCCAGCUCUCCUCCACUCCCCUUGCCUGCCCGGGGAGCGGUGGUGUUGCCGCCUCCCUUUCUGGGAGCUUUUUCCGGCAGCUGGACGAAAUAACUUACCGUGCCGGUCUGUUUUACGGAUUGUCUGUGGGCUGUAUGCAGAAGAAAUCUGUUCACUCAGAAGAUCCAUUUAAUGAUGAGCAACGUGAGCGGCAUGAAGUAGAAAUGCUAGCCAAGAAGUUCGAGGCAAAAUACGGUGGAAAGCCCCACAAACAUCGGAAGGAUCGACUGCAGGAUCUAAUUGAUAUAGGUUAUGGUUAUGAUGAAACGGACCCUUUCAUUGAUAAUUCUGAAGCGUAUGAUGAAUUGGUUCCUGCAUCCCUGACAACCAAAUAUGGAGGGUUUUAUAUCAACACUGGUACACUGCAGUUCCGCCAGGCAUCUGACUCAGAGGAUGAAGACUUUGCAGAAGACAAAAAGCAUAGGCCGCCUAAAAUAGCAAAGUUAAAAGAAAGCGAAGAUCGUGGAAUGAAGAAGCGCAAGCGGAAAGAUGAAGGCACAGAAAAAGAGAAGAAGCCUCGGAAAAUGAAAGUUCCUAAGCAGUUGGGAGUUAUGGCCUUAAAUUCACACAAGUCUGAAAAGAAGAAAAAGAAAUUAUAUAAAGACUCACUCUCUCUGGCUGCCAUGAUCCGUAAAUUUCAAAAGGAGAAGGAAGCCAUGAGGAAGAAGGAAUCUAGUCCAAAACCUCCAGUGACUGUUGUAACCUCUACCCCUAGUAAAAUUCCUUCCUCCUCUCUCAGUGCAGGAAAUGAUAUCUCUGACUUGAAUCUUAGGAUCAAUGAUCCUGUCCUCUCCAUUUUUGGUAGCACAAAUGAACGUGAGCUCCUGCAAGAAACUGAAAGUGCCCUGGAGAUGCUGGGAGACAUUGACUUUGACAAGUUGCUUGAUGGCACUUCUGAUGGCAGCCCGGUAUCUGAGCUGUCAGGAGAAAAUGGAAAUGUCACUCAGGCAACCUACACCUCUCAGGUCAUGACACCCAAGCAGGUGCCUGCCCUCCCAGAAGGUCUGCCUGUGCUACUUGAAAAGCGCAUUGGAGACCUUCGAACAGCCGCCAAGAUGUUUGAUGAAGAAGGCAGGAAGAAGUUUUUCACACAAGACAUGAAUAAUAUUCUGCUGGAUAUUGAGCUACAGUUACAGGAGAUAAAUCCUGCUAUCCGCAAUGGAGUGUACUCUCACCUUGAGGCUUUUGUGCCAUGCAAUAAGGACACACUGAUAAAGCGUCUGAAGAAGUUACAUCUCAAUGUCCAGGAUGACCGCUUGAGAGAACCACUGCAAAAGCUGAAACUGGCUGUCAGUAAUGUCAUGCCUGAACAGUUAUGCAAGUAUCAAGAGGACUGUCAGGCCCGCAAUCAAGCCAAGAAUGCUAAGUUGCAAGCGGAAGAUGAACGAGAGAGAAAUGGAUCAGAGGAAGAUGAUGAUGAGAAACCUGGAAAGAGGGUUGUGGGACCCAGAAAGAAGUUUCAUUGGGAUGACACAGUGAGAUCUCUGUUGUGUAAUCUUGUCAAGAUCAAGCUGGGAUGCUAUGAGCUAGAGCCAAAUAGAAGUCAGUCUGCUGAAGAUUACCUCAAAACCUUUAUGGAAACAGAAGUGAAACCACUUUGGCCAAAAGGGUGGAUGCAGGCAAGGAUGCUAUUUAAAGAAAGCCGAAGUGUUCACAAUCACCUCACUUCUGCUCCGGCAAAAAAGAAGGUGAUUCUGGCCCCUAAACCCAAAGUGAAGGACUCCAGUCCAAAGAAAGAGCAGAAAACCUGUAUGUCUUCAGUCAAUUCAAGUUGCGCUGCUGUACUGAGUUCCAGCACACCUGUCUGCACCCCAGCCACCUCUAGCUGCGCGCCAGCUCCAGAGACGAUCUGUUUGGACGACUCACUGGAUGAAGACCUCUCUUUCCACCCACCCUCCCUAGACUCUAUUUCUGAUGCUCUGGCAGUUAUCAAUAAUGGUGCCAAGGGAUCACCUCUUGGGUCCACCAUAGACACACCAACAUCCAGACCUCGCCCUGGGCUGAGGGAAGAGAAACUAGCAAGCAUUAUGAGUAAGUUGCCCCUGGCAACUUCAAAGAAAGUAGAGCCCACUCAAACACCCCAUUCAUCAAGUCUUAUUGCUGGUCACACAGGGCCAGUACCAAAGAAACCCCAGGACCUAGUUCACACUGGUAUCUCUUCAGGCCUUAUUGCUGGAUCUUCAAUUCAAAAUCCUAAGGUUUCCUUAGAGCCUUUGCCAGCCAAACUACUUCAACAAGGACUACAGAGGUCAAGCCAGAUCCAAGCUGCUUCCUCCUCUUCGCAGACUCAUGCUUCUUCCUCUAAGACCCAAGCAGCUAUUUCCACCUCCUCUCAAAGAACCAAGGAUGCUAAUAUCUUGGUAUCCUCUUCUGAGGCUCAAGGUAGUUCUUCCUCAACAUCACAAGUGACAAAGGUGCACCAGCAUUCAGCUGUACAGCAGAAAUAUGUGUCUCCUUUACAAGCAACUAUUAGUAAAUCACAGACCAAUCCAGUGGUGAAAUUGAGUAGUAAUCCCAAACUGUCUUGUUCAUCACCAGUCAUCAAGGCUCAAGAUAAGUCUGUAGUAUAUCGCCUGCCUUUGUCUAAUCCCUCAUCUGGAAGUGGCUCUCAAGUGUCUCACCCACUGGUUUCUCGGACAACAUCCAGCACCUCUACCUCUAGUAACUAUUUAGCCAAGGCUAUGGUGUCACAAGUUUCUUCCCAGGGUUUCAAGCCUCCCUUCUCCAUGGCUGCCUCUCCCAAACCUGCUGCCUCUCCCAAGCCCGCUGCAUCUAAGCCCUCUGUGACACCCAAGCCCAAUGCAUCACCUAAAUUUUCAUCCAAGUCCACCUCAUCCCCCAGGCCUGCAACAACACCCAGUUCUUCCAGUUCAAGUGCACUAGUUUCCCAGAGUAGUCACUCCAGCAACAACCCCCUUCAUAAACAGACCAGUGGUGUAAAUAUCAGCAGGCAGUCUCCCACAAUGAAUUUGCUGCCCUCUAAUCGCACCUCAGGCCUUCAGCCUGCAAAGAACCCUCAGGCUUCUUCAAAAUUGCCCAACUCUUCUCCUUCUGGAACUGUUGGUAAAAAUAAUUUGGGUGGAGUUGGAAUGAAUGUACCUGCCAGCAGAGGCAGUAACCUUAACUCAAGUGGAGCUAGUAGGACUAGUCUGUCUGGGGGAGCUGGAAGUGGAACACAGGGUGCUACUAAACAAUUGUCAACUCCACACAGACCAUCUUCUGCCUCAGGGUCUCCAGUUGUAGCAGCCAGUGUGCAGUCAACAGCAGGAGCAUCAUUACUGGCUAACGCCUCACCUCUGACUCUCAUGGCAUCACCACUGUCUGUAACCAGUCAGAACGUGACGUCUGCACCAUUAACUCCUUUUGGGAUGCUGGGUGGCCUUGUUCCUGUGACCGUGCCCUUCCAGUUUCCCUUGGAGCUGCUUGGCUUUGGGACGGACACAGCUGGAGUGACAACCACCUCGGGAUCUACCUCAGCGGCUUUCCACCACAGCCUAACUCAGAACUUACUGAAGGGUUUACAGCCAGGUGCUCAGCAUGCAGCAACGCUGUCUCAUUCACCUCUGCCUGCUCACUUGCAGCAAGCUUACACAGAUGGAGGCCAAAGUAAAGGGGACACUAAGUUACAGCGGAAAAACCAGUGACUUCUGGACAAGCAAGGGAGCUGAAGCAGUUCUGGUUGGCUGACAGAAUCUGCCCAGUUGGGAAAGUGCUUAUUGUCACAGGGCUGCUGUUUCUGUCGAUGUUUACAUAUUCUGAUCCCAAGCACUGUGGUGAGAGGAAGAAGAAAAAGAAAACAAUACUUGAUCAAAGAGAGAAGGAAAAGGAGGACUGGUCCUCCUGGUCAUGCAGACUGGUCAUAGUUUGAUCUUGCCUAAAGAAACAAGCUUUUUUUAUCUGCUCUGAUUGGCUUUUAAAAGAAAUUGAUCGUCAAACCCACAGCAGCACAAACAUUUUUUUUCUGAGUGAUGUCCAAUGAAGAGUUGAAAUUGAGAGGAGCUAGAAUAGGUUUCUCCAUCCAUGAUGUAACGUGGAAUCAUCCACUUCAUUAGUGCCCAAAGUGCCCAGUAAAAGAUUAUGUGUAGGUCCUGAGUGUAC
This is a messenger RNA of Leptosomus discolor (cuckoo roller), 4257 nucleotides long. The record is from RefSeq and is a predicted model, not a curated record. NCBI's taxonomy places the organism in Eukaryota, Metazoa, Chordata, Aves, Leptosomiformes, Leptosomidae.